AUGGUUAUCAGCCUCUUUCAUCUCUCUGCAGUCAGAGACCUGCAGCAAGCAUCCAGUGCUGCGGCUUCAACCAACAACCAGACCGACAGGCUCGCGUUGCUCGAGUUCAGGAACGGCAUAACCAGCGACCCACAAGGAGUUCUCCGGUACUGGAAUGAUUCAGUCCAUUUCUGCAGCUGGGUGGGCAUUUCCUGCGGCAGACAUGGUGAUGACGGCUCCCAGAGAGUCACAUCUCUGAUGCUGGAGGAACAGAACCUGGUGGGCACUCUGCCUCCGCACAUUGGGAACCUCAGCUUCCUCCAGGCCAUCAACCUGGAAAACAACACCUUCCACGGGGAGAUUCCUCAGGAAAUAGGGAACCUACUUCAGCUUCGAGAAAUCAACCUAACGUCCAACUCCUUCAUUGGUCAAAUUCCUGACAACCUGACUCGCUGUUAUGAGCUCCGUAUCGUGAGGCUGGGAACGAAUCAUCUACAAGGGCGGAUUCCUCGGGAGAUUGGGUCUUUGUCAAAGCUCCGAGUCAUGAGGGUAGGAACCAACAACCUAACAGGAGAGAUUCCCCAUUCGGUGGGGAACCUGACGAAGCUGAUUGACUUCGGAGCUGCUUAUCUCAACUUGGUGGGCCGCAUCCCGGAGAACUUGGGUGGUCUGGACAGCUUGCACUCGAUUUCUCUUGGGAUGAACCAAAUGAUUGGUAACAUACCUAGAUCGUUCUUCAACAGCACCACUCUCAGCAUCAUUGCCCUCCCUUGGAACCAGUUUGAGGGUCGGCUACCCGAUGAUAUAGGCUUCACUUUACCGAAACUCCAGAAGUUUGCUGUCUCAAAGAACAAAUUUGUCGGUUCCAUCCCUAAAUCAUUGUGUAACGCCACAGAGCUGCAGCUAGUGGACAUGAACAGAAAUGGUUUCGUGGGUCAAAUUCCCGAUUGUGUAGGGAAUCUGCCAGAUCUAUACUGGCUAUCAACUGGGAAUAAUCAUCUUGGCAGUUAUUCCUCUGACGACUUUGAGUUCUUGAGAGGGUUGCAAAACUGUAGCCAGCUUCAACGUUUUGUCAUUACUACUAACAACUUUGGAGGUACUUUACCUAGCACCAUAGCUAACCUCUCAGCCCAGCUUGCCAUACUUGACGUUUCCAUUAAUCAACUAGUAGGAUUUGUUCCUGCUGGACUUCAGAAGUUGGUCAACUUGAAUUACAUAGAUCUGUCAUAUAACCUCUUUGGAGGUUCCAUUCCCUCGUACUUCAGCAGGUUUCCGAGUUUGCAAAGCUUGCACUUAGAAGGAAAUCAGUUAUCAGGUCCAAUUCUUCCCUCCAUUGGCAACCUUACUCAGUUGACUGAACUCAACAUCUCGAAUAACAGAUUCGAAGGCACUAUUCCUUUGGGACUUGGUUCAUUGCUCCAGUUGAUUUCCUUGGACAUUUCAGGAAAUACUCUCACUGGAUCUAUACCUGGCAAGAUUUUCAGUCUUCCGUCCUUGACAAAAUUACUGAACCUGUCACACAACUUAUUCACAGGGAACCUGACUCCAGAAAUAGGGAUGCUGGAGAAUCUCAAUGCUUUGGAUAUUUCUCAUAAUUUCCUGACAGGCAAAAUUCCAAAUGCGAUUGGUGAUUGCAAGAGCUUAGAGUAUCUCUAUUUGCAGAGGAACUCGUUAGCCGGUGCCAUCCCUCCAUCUUUAGCUUUCUUGAAAGGCCUUCAGCAGGCCGAUCUUUCACUCAACAACUUCCAAGGAGAAAUCCCGUCGGCUCUUCAAACUAGUAACCUCUUGCAGUAUCUGAAUCUCUCUUUCAAUCACCUUGAUGGCCAGGUGCCAACAGAAGGAAUUUUUUCAAACCCAAGUAGCAUAUCAUUAAUGGGGAACAAUAUGCUUUGCGGUGGUGUGCUCGAUCUCCAUCUUCCCAAGUGCAAAGCUAAACCUUCCACAAAGGCUAUCAAUCGCCGUACAGUUUUGUCGGUAGUUCUUGUUUUUGUAGGUCUAUCCCUUCUGUCUCUAUUAACUUUUCGAAUUAUCACAAACUUAACAAGAUCAAAGAAGAAGACACUUGUUGAAGGUCCAAGACUACCCAAUUUUGUAAGGGUCUCUUACAGAGACCUUCACAGAGCAACUGGUGGAUUCUCUUCAGAGUUUUUGAUUGGGUCUGGCAGCUUCGGCCUUGUCUACAAAGGGAAAUUGGAUGGAAUCGACCCACCAGUAGCUGUGAAAGUGCUGAAGCUGGAAAACAGGAAGGCUUACAAGAGCUUGGCGGCAGAAUUGAAUGCAUUGAGAAGCAUCAGGCACCGGAACCUCGUCGGGGUUAUGUCAUACUGUUCCAGUACUGACCACAAUGGCGAUGAAUUCAGAGCUCUAGUUUUCGAAUACAUGAGGAAUGGAAAUCUGGAGAACUGGCUGCACACCACGGACGGUUCCCACAAACUCAGUCUCGGUCAAAGGCUCAACAUUGCAGUCGAUGUGGCAUCUGCACUACAUUAUCUCCAUGACCUCUGCGAAACUCCACUCGCGCACUGUGAUUUGAAGCCGAGCAAUGUGCUUCUCGACGAAGACAUGGUUGCCCAUUUGAGCGAUUUCGGCAUUUCCAGGAUUCUUUCAGCUGAGGGUGCCACAUUGUCAGGAACAAGCACCAUUGGUAUCAAAGGAACAGUUGGGUACACUCCUCCAGAGUAUGGAAUGAGCAGUGCAGCGUCGAAAGAAGGUGAUGUGUACAGCUUCGGAAUUCUACUGCUGGAAUUGUUCUCCGGGAAAAGACCCACCGACCAGUUGUUCGAAGACGGUCGAAAUCUUCGAGACUAUAUGAUGGCGGGGAUGCCAGAUAUGGUAACCGAGGUAAUGGAUCCACUGCUCUUCCCCGGUGGAGACAUAACCGAGGCUGCGGAGAUAGGCGGAGGUGAUGAAAUCACGGAAGUGGUCGAACUGCAACGCAGGGAGAGUAAUUUCAGAGAGGCGAGCUUAAUGAGGUCGAGUCAAUACCUCAAUUGCAUGAAGUCGGUCGUCGAAAUCGGGAUAGCUUGUUCUCUGGAAUCGGCGACGCAACGGAUGAAGACGGCGGACGUCUACCGCAGGCUAGAGUGCAUUAGAGAUGCUUUUACCGCAAAUACCAUUCGCCGUCGACCCAGAGAAGACCCACAGCAAGCAGUCACAGCUGCUGCUUCAACCAACAACCAGACCGACAGGCUCGCGCUGCUCGAGUUCAGGAACGGCAUAACCAGCGAUCCACAUGGGGUUUUCCGAUCCUGGAACGAUUCAGUCCAUUUCUGCAGCUGGGUGGGCAUUUCCUGCGGCAGACAUGGUGAUGAUGGCUCGCAGAGAGUCACAUCUCUGGUGCUGAAGAAACAGGACCUGGUGGGCACUCUGCCUCCGCACAUUGGGAACCUCAGCUUCCUCCAGGCCAUCAACCUGGAAAACAACACCUUCCACGGGGAGAUUCCUCAGGAGAUAGGGAACCUACUUCAGCUUCGAGAAAUCAACUUCUCGUCCAACUCUUUCGUUGGGGAAAUUCCUGACAACCUGACACGCUGUUAUGAGCUCCGUAUCAUGAGGCUGGGAUUGAAUAAUCUGCAAGGGCGGAUCCCUCUGGAGAUUGGGUCUUUGUCAAAGCUCCGAGUCAUGAGGGUUGGAACAAACAACCUGACAGGAGAGAUUCCCCAAUCGGUGGGGAACCUGACGAAGCUGAUUGACUUCGGAGCUGCUUAUCUCAACCUGGUGGGGCGUAUCCCAGAGAGCCUGGGUGCUCUGGAGAACUUGUACUCGAUUUCUCUUGGGAAAAACCAAAUGAUCGGUACCAUUCCUCGAUCGUUCUUCAACAUCACCACUCUUAGCAUCAUUGCCCUCCCUUGGAACCAGUUUGAGGGUCGUCUACCGGAUGAUAUAGGCUUCACUUUACCGAAACUCCAGAAGUUUGCUAUCUCAAAGAACAAAUUUGCCGGUUCCAUCCCAAAAUCAUUGUGCAACGCCACAGAGCUGCAGCUCGUGGACAUGAACAAAAAUGAUUUCGUCGGUCAAAUUCCCGAUUGCAUAGGGAAUCUGCCAGAUCUAUUCUGGCUGUCAGCUGGGAUAAAUCAUCUCGGCAAUUAUUCCCCUGACGACUUCGAGUUCUUGAAAGGGUUGCAAAAUUGCAGUCAGCUUCAACUUUUGUCCAUCACUGCUAACAACUUUGGAGGCACUCUACCUAGCACCAUAGCAAACCUCUCCGCCCAGCUUGCCAUACUUGACGUUUCAGAAAAUAAACUAAUAGGAUCGGUUCCUGCUGGACUUGAGAAGCUGGUUAACUUGAAUGCCCUAUAUCUGUCAUACAACCUCUUUGGAGGUUCCAUUCCUCCUUUCUUUAGCAGGUUUCCCUAUUUGCAAAGCUUGCAUUUAGAAGGAAAUCAGCUAUCUGGUCCAAUUCUUCCCUCCAUUGGCAACCUUACUCAGUUGACUGAACUCAACAUCUCGAAUAACAGAUUCGAAGCCGCUAUUCCUUUGGGUCUUGGUUCAUUGCUUCAGUUGAUUUCCUUGGAUAUUUCAGGAAAUACUCUCACUGGGUCUAUACCUGGCAAGAUUUUCAGUCUUCCAUCCUUGACAAAAUUACUGAACUUGUCACACAACUUAUUCACAGGGAACCUGACUCCAGAAAUAGGGAUGCUGGAGAAUCUCAAUGCUUUGGAUAUUUCUCAUAAUUUCCUGACAGGCAAAAUUCCAAGCGCCAUUGGUGAUUGCAAGAGCUUAGAGUAUCUCUAUUUACAGAGGAACUCGUUAGCCGGUGCCAUCCCUCCAUCUUUAGCUUUCUUGAAAAGCCUUCGAAAAGCCGAUCUUUCACUCAACAACUUGCAAGGAGAAAUCCCGUCGGCUCUUCAAAAUAGUAACCUCUUACAGUAUCUGAAUCUCUCUUUCAAUCACCUUGACGGCCAGGUGCCAACGGAAGGAAUCUUUUCAAACGCAAGUAGCAUAUCAUUAAUGGGGAACAAUAUGCUUUGCGGUGGUGUGCUCAACCUCCAUCUUCCCAAGUGCACGGCUAAACCUUCCACAAAGGCCAUCAAUCGCCGUACAGUUAUGUUGGUAGUUCUUGUUUUUGUAGGUCUAUCCCUUCUGUCGCUAUUAACCUUCCGAAUUAUCACAAACUCAUCAAGAUCAAAGAAGAAGACACUUGUGGAAGGUCCAACACUACCCAAUUUUGUAAGGGUCUCUUACAGAGACCUUCACAGAGCAACUGGUGGAUUCUCUUCAGAGUUUUUGAUUGGGUCUGGCAGCUUCGGCCUUGUCUACAAAGGGAAAUUGGAUGGAAUCGACCCACCAGUAGCUGUGAAAGUGCUGAAGCUGGAAAACAGGAAGGCUUACAAGAGCUUGGCGGCAGAACUGAAUGCAUUGAGAAGCAUCAGGCACCGGAACCUCGUCGGGGUUAUGUCAUACUGUUCCAGUACUGACCACAAUGGCGAUGAAUUCAGAGCUCUAGUUUUCGAAUACAUGAGGAAUGGAAAUCUGGAGAACUGGCUGCACACCACGGACGGUUCCCACAAACUCAGUCUCGGUCAUAGGCUCAACAUUGCAGUCGAUGUGGCAUCUGCAGUACAUUAUCUCCACGACCUCUGCGAAACUCCACUCGCGCAUUGCGAUUUGAAGCCGAGCAAUGUGCUUCUGGACGAGGACAUGGUUGCCCAUUUGAGCGAUUUUGGCAUUUCCAGGAUUCUUUCAGCUGAGGGUGCCACAUUCUCGGGAACAAGCACCAUUGGCAUCAAAGGAACAAUUGGGUAUACUCCUCCAGAGUACGGAAUGGGCAGUGCAGCGUCGAAAGAAGGCGAUGUGUACAGCUUCGGAAUUCUACUGCUGGAAUUGUUCUCCGGGAAAAGACCCACCGACCAAUUGUUCGAUGACGGUCGAAAUCUUCGAGACUAUAUGACGGCGGGGCUGCCAGAUACGGUAUUUGCGGUGCUGGAUCCAGUGCUGUUUCCCGGUGGAGACAUAACUGAGGCGGCGGAGAGAUGCGGAGGUGAAGCAAUCACGGAAUUGGUCGAACUGCAACGCAGAGAGAUUAACUACAGAGAGGCGAGCUUAAUGAGGUCGAGUCAAUACCUCAAUUGCAUGAAGUCGGUCGUCGAAAUCGGGAUAGCUUGUUCUCUGGAAUUGGCGACACAACGGAUGAAGACGGCGGACGUCUACCAUAGGCUAGAGUGCGUUAGAGAUGCUUUUACCGCUAGUACCAUUCGCCGUAGACCCAGAGAGUGGCCGGACCGGUCGUAA
This is a messenger RNA of Linum tenue, 6210 nucleotides long. The record is from the annotation of a GenBank genome assembly. Lineage: Eukaryota; Viridiplantae; Streptophyta; Magnoliopsida; Malpighiales; Linaceae.